Molecule: messenger RNA, 1651 nt
Organism: Microplitis demolitor
Lineage: Eukaryota; Metazoa; Arthropoda; Insecta; Hymenoptera; Braconidae
Product: post-GPI attachment to proteins factor 2
Exons: 5
Coding region: 540-1328 (262 amino acids)
Biological process (GO): GPI anchor biosynthetic process
Cellular component (GO): Golgi membrane; endoplasmic reticulum membrane
Source: RefSeq, a predicted model, not a curated record
UAUCAACAUACUACUGCUUUCAAACUACUAUAGUACAUAAAUAUAUAACACUUUUUCAUACAUAAAUCAUUAGAUAAUUCCAAACCAUUUAAAAAUAUUUGCUUCUCCAUCAGUGAUUACGUUUACCUAUACUCCAUAUUAUUUAUUUUAGUUCCAUGUGAUAAAGUUAUAUAUUAUUCGAGGUUAUCGAAUAAACCUUCUCCAAUAAGAUAUAUCAUUCAUAUUAUUUUAUUAAAUCAAUAUAUAAACAAUACAUAAAUAAAUUUAAAUAAAAAUGUCAGUGGAUAAUUUUUUUUUAUAUCAAUACCAUGACAGUUAAAAAUCAAGGUAACUAAAGUUUACGUUACUUAAACUAUGCGUCUAUCAAGUUAUCAGAAUCGUAAUGGAUUUUAAUUUGAAAAUUCAUUAAAAGAUUACUGAUAAGAAAAUUUUUACAAGUGAUGACAACGCCAAGUUCAUUUCGGUUCACUUACAAAAUUAGGUUAGAAAGAUUCAUUUACAAAAUAAGUUGUUUUUUAUAAAAAAUAAUAAUUAUUUGAAUGGAAAAAAUGUAUAAAGUUCGUUUCAAUUCGGAUUACAUUCCAUUAAUUGACGAAGAUGCCCCGCGCUAUCGUAUAAUUAUCCCAUUUAAAAAACUUGCAUGGUUUACUGUCGCGUUACCAUUCUUUGGAUUUAUUUUCUGUGUUGUUUGGUCUAUUAUUUAUAACUUUGAAGCUGCAACAUCAACUCACUGUAAUGUAUUCAAUGUUUUGCCAUCGAUAUCGGCAGCUAUUGGCCAUUAUAAACCACAAAGCGAUGUUUGGAAAACCGCAAUUGCUAUUCAAGUUGUUAUUAGAGCUCUAAUACUUGUUAUGUAUUAUUAUUAUUAUCAACAAACUGUGUACAGAUGGGCACAAGGUGUUGUAAAUAUCGCAUUAUUCAGUUAUGCCGUGGAAAAUAUUUCGCUGGUUACGUUAAGUUUCUGGACUUCCAAUGAAAACUAUGCUUUUCAUAAAUUAUCUUUUAUCACAUUUUUACUUAUGUCUUUUGUACAUAUGAUAGUAGCCACUUAUAUAUGUAAAAAUUGUCGAAGUUCUGUUAGAGAUCCAUCAGAAUCAAAAUCAUGUGUCUUAAAAGUUCGUGCUCUGACAUUGAACGUCAUAUCAAUUUUAAGCGCUUGCUAUUUCUUUUGGAGACAUAAUCAAUAUUGCGAGCCUUUAGUUUACUCAAUGUUCGCUUUAUCAGAAUACAUGGUCGUUAUGACAAAUAUGAUGUUUCAUUUAACAGCAGCGUGGGAUUUUGCCGAACGAAGACUUUUAGUAUCAACGCGAGGUCUAAGAAUCGUUUAAAUAAAUAAAUAUAUAUUAUUUAUAAAUAUAUUGUACAUAUAAAAAUUCAUUUGGACAUCAAUUAAAAAAUUAUACAUUGAGGUAAAAGACCUAGUACCUGAUUAGGGAACUAGUACUCGAUCACUUCGUCUAUUUGUAUGUCUAUGUAUAGUAAAGUUUAAUAAAUAUAAAUAUACAAAUACAUGAGUAAUCGGGUACUAGUUUCCUGAUCGAGUACUGGGUCUCUUACCUUACUUGUAAAAAUGUUCAUAUUUUUUAAAUCCAUACUUCCGUUAUUGAAAUUGAAUUAAAAUUUACAAAUGAAGAAUUUAUUUAUUUAUUAU